AUGGCUCGUGAAGUUAAGGCACUGUUGAAGCGUGAACGACAGUUGCAGAACAGUUUAACGUUCAUUGACAAGUUUAUCCAUAACUAUGACGAUGAACGGGAUGCGCGUCAAUUAAGUGUGCGAUUGAACGUGCUAGAGCAAGUGGGUGCAGAAUAUUAUACGGUGCGUGCCAAACUGGAGCUUCUACAGGAAGAAGAAGAGGAGAAGAAGCAGGCUGGUGCUGAACCUGCAGUGAAAGAGGAAGCAUUGCACCACCUCGAAGAGACAAACUACCAGGCAAUGCACGACUUCGACGAUCGUUUUUGUACCCUGAAGGCUGAGCUACUAGAGCUGCAGUUGUGCAAGGACCCGUUGCAUACCAGCCACAACGACUCCGAUUCAUCGGCGCAUCGGACGUCUACGACUAUCUCCCGAGUAAAACUUCCAGAGAUACGACUUCCAAGUUUCGGUGGACGAAUUCAUGAGUGGGUAACAUUCCGUGACACUUUUCGUAGUCUCAUCGACCAAAGCGCGCAGCUGAACGAGAUCGAUAAAUUCACAUACCUGAGGGCGUCACUUUCUGGUGAAGCGCUCCAGGAAAUUUACUCGGUCGAGAUUUCUGCUGCAAACUAUGAUGUGGCUUGGAAGGCGUUGCAAGAACGGUACGAGAAUAAAAAGCUGCUUGUGAAAGCGUACUUAGAUGCUCUCUUUUUCAUCGAGCCACUGAAGAAGGAGAGUUACGACGGGCUUAGUCAACUGAUCGGCCAGUUUGAGAAAAACUUGCAGAUGUUAGAGAAGAUUGGUGAGUCUACAGAGAACUGGAGCACGAUUCUUGCCUAUAUGGUAUGCACGAGGUUGGAUUCCUCGACACUUCGACAAUGGGAAUCUCAUCAUAAUUCCAAGGAUGUCCCAAAUUAUCGAGAUUUGAUGGGAUUUCUGCGUAGUCAGUGCUCCGUUCUGCAAUCCAUUUCCAUCCCAUCCAAGAUGAACAGCGAUCCACGUUCCCAGAAGGUAGCAGUUUGUCACACGCUUGUGAAGACAUCUGGGAAGUGUCCAUUCUGUGGCGAGUCGUGGCAUUCAGCGUUUCAGUGUGCGAAGUUUCAGAAGCAGUCUGUUCCAGAUCGCAUCAGCGCUGUUAUGAGGAGUAAGCUUUGUCGCAACUGUCUGCGUCCAGGACACGUUGCAAGAACCUGCGAGAGAGGAGCCUGUCAUCACUGUCAUCAGCGUCACCACUCGAUGCUGCAUACUGAAACACCGCAGGCAGGAUCCUCCGUUUCACUUCCGCAGUCAAGACCUCAGACAGUACCCCAGCAGCCACGACAGCCACAAACCAAGCAACACAGUCCGAACCAACAAAUACACACUCAUCCGACCAAUGCACAGACGAACACCGCCAACUCGCAUAACACAACAACAUCACCGUCCAACACCAACACAGCCUCCACUAGCCAAACAUGCAUAGCACUCCCCAACGCACCUACACACAAUAUUGUUCUCUCGACGGCGCUUGUGACCGUUAAGGACCGUCACGGCAAUUCGUUGCUUGCGCGAGCCUUGCUAGAUUCUUGCUCGCAGCAUUGCCUGAUGACGGCUAGUUUUUCAAAUAAGCUUAAGUUCCGUGAAUCGCCAGCAUUUUUGUGCAUUCAGGGAAUUGGUUCGUCGAGUGUGGCGUCAACAAGAUCCGUCAGUGUAGCAGUUGCUGCACGGUCAAGUGAGAUUUCGUCGUAUGCCGAGGAGAUGUGUUUCCAUGUUUUGCCGAAGCUAACAUUGGCGUUACCGACAGCAAGCUUCAAUCCAUCGCAGUUGUGUCUACCAGAAGCAGCAGCUCUUGCCGAUCCCUGGUUUUAUGAAUCCGGUCCGAUUGACAUGAUUAUCGGGGCGGAGUAUUACGUCGACCUGUUUGAAGAGGGUAGAUACAAGGCAACUGAAGACGGGCCUACUCUGCAGAAAACUGUUUUUGGCUGGAUAGUUUCCGGUCGCGUUCCCAGUUCAUCAUCUAGCGGUGCAAUUUCGACGACCAACGUUUGUUCAACAGCCGAGAUUCAAGAUCAAUUAGCCAAGUUUUGGGAGUUAGAAACUUGUCGAACAACCAGCACGAAUUCUACGGAAGAGUCGGCGUGCGAGAAAAUCUUCAGCGAGACUACAUUCAGAGAUGAGACGGGGAGAUUCGUAGUCACACUUCCAAAAAGGCAAUCGAUCAUCAAGCAGCUCGGUGAUUCUAAAGGUACAGCUGUUAAGCGGUUUAUGAGUUUGGAGCGACGUCUGGCAGCGAACCCGGAGUUGAAAGCGCAGUACAGUGAAUUUAUACACGAGUAUCAAGCUCUUGGUCAUAUGAGCGAAGUCGUCGAUGAUACCAUCACACCAGAGGCCGUCUACCACCUGCCGCAUCACGCUAUUUUGAAACCUGACAGCACAACUACGAAACUGCGCGUAGUGUUUGACGCUUCAUGUCGAACUAGCUCAGGGUACUCUCUGAACGAUGCUCUAAUGGUCGGUCCUGUCGUACAAGACGAUUUGUUGGAUGUUAUUCUCAGAUUCCGUCUACAUCGUCACGCACUAGUCGCAGACAUCGCAAAAAUGUACCGCAUGGUGCAAGUUCAGCCUGCCGAUCAGCCUCUGCAAAGAAUUCUAUGGCGAGAUUCAUCAGCAGAACCCAUCAAAAUCUUCCAAUUGACUACGGUCACGUAUGGCACGGCUUCCGCGCCGUAUUUGGCGACAAAAUGUUUGCAGACAUUAGCAGAAGAUGGUCAACAGACACACCCUAUUGCUGCGAAGGUGGUCCGGCAGGAUUUUUAUGUAGACGAUAUGUUGUCCGGAGUGGACGAACCUGAGGAAGGUAGAAUGUUUGUCAACGAGAUGAUCAGCCUAAUGGAAUCAGCGGGAUUCUCGUUACGAAAGUGGAACUCCAACUGCAGGGAGAUUCUGUUAGAGGUUUACUAUGGGAACCCAGUACAGAUCGAUUCCAAUUCAGCACCCCGCAGUGGAACUCAUCGGCGCUCAUCACCAAGCGCACCGUUCUGUCGGAUGUCUCGACUUUUCGAUCCACUCGGACUCGUAGGGCCCGUGAUCAUACAGGCCAAGAUGUUCAUUCAAGAAUUGUGGAAACUUGACUGUGGUUGGGAUGAACCACUCGCCGAAAGCAUGCAGGAUCACUGGCAUGAAUAUCGUCGAAACUUGACUGGCCUUGAGGGAUUGUCUGUACCUCGCUGGGUUGAAAUCAGAUCCGAUAUCAUCGACAUACAGCUCCAUGGGUUCUGUGAUGCCUCUGAGAAGGCAUAUGGGGCCUGCAUCUACGUGAGAAGUAUCUCCAACAGCGGGUCAGUUGCUGUACACCUACUAGCAUCGAAGUCCCGUGUCGCCCCUCUUGAGAACCUGAAAAAGAAGAAGCAACGCCAAACGAUUCCGCGCUUGGAGCUUUCUUCAGCUUUACUCCUUUCCCACCGCUACGAAAGAGUGGUCAGUAGCACACACAUCACAGCCCCAGCUUUCUUUUGGACAGAUUCGAUGAUUGUUAAGUUCUGGUUAGCAUCAUCACCGUCGCGAUGGAAAGAAUUCGUUGCGAAUCGAGUUUCAGAAAUCCAGCAUAUAACGAAAGGCAGCAUCUGGAAUCACGUAUCAGGAGUUGAAAACCCAGCCGAUAUAGUUUCUCGCGGCAUGACGCCUGCGCAGCUGCAGUACCAAUCGCUAUGGUUUGGUGGACCUUACUGGCUGCUUCCGGAGCAAGAUAACUGGCCGGGAACCCUGCAAGCUUGCGAAGACAGCAUUGACAGAUCAGUACUAGAAGAAAAAGGAGCCGUUGUCGCAGUUCUGAAAUCCGUUUCUCCCGGUGAGCUGUUUAACCUGCGAUCAACUUACACUGGAUUGGUGCGACUCACAGCAUACAUUUGUCGGUUCCGUUUCAACGCUCAAGCUGCAAAUCGGAAUUGCCGAAACCUUGGAAGUUUAACCGUCAAGGAACUCGACGGCGCUGUACGGACACUUGUCUCUCUGUCUCAGCGAGAAUGUUUCCCACAAGAGCUGGCGGAUUUGACCAACAAUCGUCCACUACGUAAUUCAUCGAUCCUUUCGCUCGAUCCUCAGCUAAUUGAAGGCAUACUCUGCGUUGGCGGCCGGCUACGGCACGCACAUCUGUCUAACAGUCGAAAGCAUCCGUUCAUUUUGGAUCGUCGUCACCCUCUAGCAAGGAUCGUAAUGGAGUACUAUCAUCAGAAGCUGUUCCACGCGGGUCAACAGUUACUGAUAUCGGCAGUUCGAGAACGAUUCUGGCCGACAUUCGCCCGUGAUUUAGCAAGAAGCGUAAUCCAUAAGUGCGUCGCAUGCUUUCGAGUGAAACCAAGAGUCCAGGAUCAACUGAUGGCGGAUCUACCGCCAGAAAGAGUCACACCAUGCUUACCGUUUCGUCGUGUUGGAGUUGACUACUGUGGACCGUUUUUAGUAGGCCACCCGUAUCGCAAAAAUCGCCCAGUGAAGUGCUUUGUAGCCAUCUACGUUUGCCUGGUCACCAAAGCAGUGCACCUGGAAUUAGCAGCAGAUUUGACAACCCAGGCCUUCUUGGCCACACUGAAACGUUUUUCAUCCCGGCGAGGCAAGCCGGAACUCAUCAUGUGCGACAAUGCUCGAAAUUUCGUCGGCGCAAAACGGGAGCUUGACGAGCUUCGUAAAUUGUUCAACAAUCAGCAGUUUCAAGAACAGGCGAUAAGGGAAGCUUCAGAGGACAAAAUAGACUUCAAAUUCAUACCAGCACGUUCGCCGAACUUUGGCGGACUAUGGGAGUCAGCAGUGAAGUCGUUCAAAACCCUAUUCAAACGCACUAUAGGAACACGAAGUUUGCUUCAUGACGAAAUGCUUACAGUACUAGUACAAAUCGAAGCGAUUUUAAACUCUCGUCCGCUUACACCUAUUAGCAACGAUCCAGCAGAUUUCAAAGCGUUAACUCCAGGACACUUUCUGAUUCAUCGGCCACUAACGGCAAUACCAGAACCAAACCUGGACAGUAUUCCUGAAGGUCGACUAGCAGCAUGGCAACGAAAUCAGCAGUUUCUUCAGCAAUUGUGGAAAAGAUGGUCGGAACAAUAUCUGUCUGAUCUGCAAAACAGAACCAGAUGGAUGCGACGGAAGGAAAAUUUAGCGAUUGGGACCAUGGAUGUCCUGAAAGACGAAAAUCAGCCCCCACUGAAAUGGCAGUUGGGGCGCAUAACGGAAAUUCAUCCUGGACCGGAUGGAAACAUUCGUGUCGCAACAGUACAAACGAAGGAUGGUAGCUACCGAAGAGGGAUUUCCAAAAUCUGCGUGCUACCCAUCCGUGACAACUCCAACUCAACACCCGAAGAGACCUAG
Molecule: messenger RNA, 5316 nt
Organism: Topomyia yanbarensis
Lineage: Eukaryota; Metazoa; Arthropoda; Insecta; Diptera; Culicidae
Exons: 2
Coding region: 1-5316 (1771 amino acids)
Biological process (GO): DNA integration
Molecular function (GO): nucleic acid binding; zinc ion binding
Source: RefSeq, a predicted model, not a curated record